AUGGCGGAAACAAAAGAUGCCCAUGUCAUCGUUGAGAUCCCGGUGGACGAGGAGCAUCAGCUGAAGCUAAUCUCCGCCAUGAACACCAUCUCUUCCGCCAUACAACACCACCCAUUAAUGGAAAUCUCCCAAAGCCCCGGUCACCUCUUGCUUCUCAAGCUCUGGCAGAGAGAAGAAGACCUUUUCUGCCGCCGAAUCGGCAUCAAAGAAACCCGAAUCGAUGCCUUGAAAAGAGAAAUCUUCCAACUCUGUUGUUUUUUCCUCGUCUUUCACGCCUUAUUCUUCACAAUUUUAUUCACGUCUUACCAGAAUUACAACAACCAUAACCAUCACAGUGUGUGUCAGAGGUGGUGGGUUCCAUCCGCACUGAGUGUGUGCCCAUCACUUGUGAUUGUGUUUUUAGUUCAUGUGAAGCUUUUCAGGUACUGGAAAGUUUCUAAUCAGGUGCAGAGGGAGAAGAGCGAUAAUCGGGCACUCACCAGAUGUAUUCAGGAGCUGAGGAUGAAAGGGGCUAGUUUCGAUUUGUCGAAAGAGCCUCAGAUUGGGAAAAGGAUGAAGAGUUCUAGUGUGGAGAUCAAAUGGAAGCUUGUUUCUUGGUUUUCUCAGUAUCUAAUCACCACUUGCCUUGUAUGUUUUACAGGGGUGAAUGAAGCUUUUUGUGGUCCGACUGCUGCUGCAGAAGUGGCACCGAGGAGACAUUUAGGUCGAGCUUCUUCUUCUUCUUCUUCUUGCCAAGCUGACUGCAAUUUUGAGGAUGUCUGCAAUUUUGAGGAUGUCAAUUUGAUGCUGGUUAUGGCCGCUCUUUUAUUUGAGUUAUUAUGA
Molecule: messenger RNA, 822 nt
Organism: Oldenlandia corymbosa var. corymbosa
Lineage: Eukaryota; Viridiplantae; Streptophyta; Magnoliopsida; Gentianales; Rubiaceae
Source: the annotation of a GenBank genome assembly